GUGUUUGAAAGUGGCGGGCAGUAACAACAUUCAUCUCAUAGAUAUCAGUAAAGCACACGGACAUAGGACGAAAGUUUACAUGAAGUAACACUAAAAACGUAAAAGUUAAUUAAGGCCGUCAGAUAUUAGUAAUCUCCAUUAUCAACCAGAGCCGACGAAUACAGGUUAAGUGAUAUUUAAACGCUGGCACUGGAGGAAACGUGAAAAGGUAUUUAUUGGAAUCUUGCAUCAUGACAAAUGAGGAUGCUAAGGUGAUCCCAGUGCGGGUUGCCUUGCGAUGUCGCCCGUUGGUACCUAAAGAAAUCAACGAGGGAUGUCAAUGCUGUCUCACUUUUGUGCCUGGGGAGCCACAGGUAAUUGUUGGCACAGAGAAGGCAUUCACCUAUGAUUAUGUUUUCGAUCCCACUGCUGAACAAGAAGAAGUCUUCAAUACGGCUGUGUCCCCCUUAUUGUGUGGGCUUUUCAAAGGCUACCAUGCCACAGUUCUUGCAUACGGACAAACAGGAUCAGGAAAGACCUUCUCCAUGGGGGGAACAUACACAUCAGCUCAAGAGAAUGAUCCCUCAGUCGGAGUUAUUCCUCGAGUUAUCGGUAGAAUUUUUGAGGAAAGAGAGAAAAGGACAGACUGCGAAUUCCGUCUGGCAGUAUCUUACCUGGAGAUCUAUAAUGAAGAUAUUUUGGACUUGCUGUGUGCAUCCAAAGAUAAACCGGCCAUUAGCAUUCGGGAAGACCCCAAGGAUGGCAUUAAGAUUGUGGGGUUAAUUGAGAGACAGGUGUUCUCUGCCCAUGAGAUGGUGGGAUGUCUAGAGCUUGGAAACUCUGCUCGCACUGUGGGCUCAACAGCGAUGAAUGCUGCUUCUUCACGCUCACAUGCUAUCUUCACCAUCACACUGGAGCAGCGCAGAGGGACAGACAAAGUUGACUCAGUUGUUUCAAAGUUGCACCUUGUGGAUCUAGCUGGUUCUGAGAGGCAAAAGAAAACCAAAGCAGAGGGAGAUCGUUUGAAGGAAGGCAUCAGCAUCAAUCGCGGCCUUUUGUCUUUGGGUAACGUGAUCAGUGCGUUGGGUGAUGAAAGCAAGAAAAACGCCUUUGUUCCUUACAGAGACUCCAAGCUCACCCGCCUGCUACAAGACUCUUUGGGAGGCAACAGCCACACUUUGAUGAUUGCAUGCAUCAGUCCUGCAGACUCAAAUAUGGAGGAGACCAUCAAUACCCUGCGAUAUGCUGACAGAGCUCGCAAAAUUAAAAACAAACCUGUAGUCAAUGUGGACCCCAGAGCUGCAGAAAUGAGCCGUUUGAAACAACAGGUUCAGGAACUACAGGUGAUGCUACUUCAUGCCCGUGGAGGAGUAGCUCCAGUACUCUCUGGGCCAGAGUCAGCAGAGAAGGUGACGAAGCUGUUGGAAAGGAACCGCGCUCUGCAGGAUGAGAACAAUAAGCUAAGCCGGGAGCUGAGUGAGGCAGCUGGACAGACGGCCCUCAUGUUUGAGAAGAUCAUUAUGACAGAACAAGCAAAUGAGAAACUACAAAGCAAACUGGAACAACUGCGGCACCAUGCAGCAUGUACAGUGGAUCUUGAGAAAUUGUUGGAGACGCUGGAGGACCAGGAAUUGAAGGAGAAUGUUGAGGUGAUGAGGAACCUGCAAGACAUCAUCCUGGAGCUCAAGAAUGAGAGUGCGGGCAUUGCUGCCUCCAUUGAUGCUAUGGCUGCAGGAGAGGAUGUACCUGAGGUAUCCGGGAUUGGCAGUAAAAAUGCAGCAGACGAGUCCCCAUCAGAUGCCACUGCCGUUGUUGGUAAGGACUCCCCAGAGGCCUUUACAACCCAUCAUGCACUGCGGCAGGCCCAGCUCUCCAAGGAACUGAUCGAGCUGAACAAAGUGUUGAGUUUGAAGGAAGCUUUUGUGAAGAAAAUGUGCCAGAAUGACAGCCAGCUGGAGCCGAUGCAAUCAGAACACCAGAAAAAUGUACAGACUCUACAGUCUGCAGUGGAUUCUCUGCAGAAGGAAAAAGAAGAACUCGUUUUUGCACUUCAGUCUGCAAAGAAAGACACCAACCAGGCUAAGCUUAGUGAGCAGCGGAGGAAGAGGCUGCAGGAGCUUGAGGGCCAGCUCGUAGACAUGAAGAAGAAGCUUCUUGAACAGUCCAAACUGCUAAAACUCAAAGAGUCCUCUGUUCAGAAAGUUAGCAAGCUCAUGCAGGAGAUACAGGCCAUGAAGACCCAGCGUACACAGCUGAUGAGGCAGAUGAGGGAGGACUCCGAGAAAUUCAGACACUGGAAGAGCAAGAAGGACAGGGAGGUGCUGCAGCUGAAGGAGAAGGAUCGUAAGCGCCAGUAUGAGCUGCUGAAACUUGAGAGGGAUUUCCAGAAACAGGCCAAUAUUCUGCGUCGUAAAACUGAAGAGGCUGCAGCUGCAAACAAGCGGUUGAAAGAUGCCCUCCAGAAGAGAAGUGAGGUGGCAGAGAAGCGGAAAGAUGCUCAGAGCAGAGGAAUAGAGGGGGCUGCUGCAAGAGUUAAGACGUGGCUUCUCAAUGAAGUGGAGGUGAUGGUUAGUACGGAAGAGGCCCGGCGCCACCUCAGCGAUCUGCUGGAUGACAGAAAAGUCUUGGCUCAGGAGAUCAACCACCUCAAACAGCAGAUAGAGGCUGGGGAGAGACCUGCUCCCAAAAUUAGGCGUCGGACACUGAUUAUCUCUGAACUGGAGAGCCACGGGGCGCUGGAAGCACCUCUGACCAAACAGGUUGAGAACCUGGAGACAGAGAUGGGUCUCAGGAACGCCCAGAUAGCUGACCUCCAGCAGAAACUUCUUGUCGCAGACAGCGAGGGGCGUUUGAAACAACGCAUAGAUGGCAUCACAAGCAUAGUGGAUGCCAAGUGUGCCCUUAAAGUCUUGAUGUCUGAGCUGGUGUCUGCAAAAACAGCCAAUGCCAAGCUGGAAAGUGAAGUCAAACAGGAAAAGGGAAAUUCACAAGAUCUGAGGAAGAUGCUUGCUGAUGACAGAAAUGUGAUGUCAACCAUGGACAUGGAGCACCAGCAGCAGUUAGUGGAACUAGAGCAAAGGCAUCAAGAGAAGGUUCUUUACCUCCUUAACCAGCUACAGAAUAAACCCAUAUGUGGCGAGUCAGACAAAAUACAGCAGAAAGAUGAGGAGAGUUCAAAGGAGAAGGAGCUUCUCCAGCGCCUCAAAGUUCAGGAAGAAGAGCUUGAAAAGCUGCAGGAAUUAAGCGAGCAGAACCAGAAACUGAUGGAGCAGAAUGAGCAAUACAGACAGAAACUCUCAUCACUCCACCUGGCAAGUGGAAAGAAAAUUCUUGUGCCCACGACCAAUAUCGAAAAAAGCCCAGAUCAAUCGUUUGAGUAUGUUCCUCCAAAGCCCAAAGGGAAGCGCUUCACAACAGCUAAAGCACCGCUGAGCAUGGCCAUCAACGUUGAAGAACUGUUGUCUCCCAGUGAAGAUGAGAAUGAGGACGAAGAGGACGAGUGGCGUCCUGAGAAACCUGACAAGGGUCGCAGAACCUCAAAGAAACCAAAGGCAACUGGGUGUGCGUGUAAAGGUCGCUGCAGUAACAAGCACUGCAGAUGUCGCAAAGGAAAGAUGACAUGUGGGGAGAACUGCCAGUGUGAUCAUGAGAAAUGUCGAAAUAUGGACACCCAGGUGCCUGCUGAGGAUGUUAGCCAGACAGAAAGUAUUUCCAGAGACUCUGUGUCUCUUCAAGAACCGACACCCGUCAGCCCUGACAACACCACAUUCUUCAAGCCGCCAUCUUGUACUCCCACCAAGAAGGUGCUAAAAGAAAUCGGGGACAUGGGACAUGCCACUGCGGACCUAAAGUUGGUCAGGAAACCCAUCUUGCCAGAGGAGGAGGAGGAGGAGGAGGAGGAGGAGGAUGAGGAGGACAGAACAACAGUCAGUUUCCUCAAGAAGAAGAAACGAAUCCUAACGAGUUUUCAGAACAGUUUUUUCUCUGGAUGCACUCCAAUCAGAGAGGAAUCUUAAUCAGGGCAGUGUGGUGGGGCUUUUUACAUUAGAUGUCCAUAUGUGUUUGGUUAAAUGUUUUGUCAAAAUGUUUUCAGUUGGUUUUUUUUAUAUGUGACUAAACUGUUGUGUAAUGUAACUUGAAAGUAGUUGGUUUUAAAACGAAUAGGUUUCUGUAGAGGGUAACAAAAGGACUGUGAAUAGCAUUAAAUCGUUUACUGGAAUUCACAAUGAGAUGAUCAAGAAGUCUGUAUGUAACUUUUAGUUUAAUCUAUUACAUAACAUUUCCCCAUAGAGUAAGACUAAAUUUACUUUGCUAAUACGUAAAAAUCAGUAUUCCAACAAUCUACAGUCAUACAAUUGUACACAGGUACUAUUCAACACAUUGUAGCACGUCUUAGGUAGAAACCUGCAGGUUUUUCACUAUGCUUUUAGUGUCAGAGCUGAAUAAAGUCUUACAGUUAAAUCCUA
This is a messenger RNA of Xiphias gladius (swordfish), 4445 nucleotides long. RefSeq names its product kinesin family member 4 (gene kif4). The record is from RefSeq and is a predicted model, not a curated record. The coding region runs from base 231 to 3995 and encodes 1254 amino acids. Gene Ontology annotation, biological process: mitotic spindle organization; microtubule-based movement. Gene Ontology annotation, molecular function: microtubule motor activity; ATP binding; microtubule binding. Lineage: Eukaryota; Metazoa; Chordata; Actinopteri; Istiophoriformes; Xiphiidae. The transcript is spliced from 31 exons.